AUGUCUGCUCGCAUAUCACAGCUAGGACGGCAAUUAUUCAACAAGAUGGGUAUCCCUACUGACAUUACGCUCUACACGGCCUCCACGCCCAAUGGCAUCAAGGUGUCUAUCCUGCUUGAGGAGCUGGGCCUGGAGUACAAGGUUCACCCCAUCGACAUGAGCGCCAAUGAGCAGAAGGAGGACUGGUUCCUGAAAAUCAACCCCAAUGGCCGCAUCCCCGCCAUCACGGACAAGUGGACCGACGGAUCGGACAUUCGCGUCUUUGAGAGCGGCGCCAUUCUGCAGUACCUCGUGGACCGCUAUGACAAGGACCACAAGGUGUCGUACCCCAAGGACUCCAAGGACACCGUGGAGGUGAAUAGCUGGCUGCACUUCCAGAUGGGUGGCCUUGGUCCUAUGCAGGGACAGGCAAACCACUUUAACCGUGAGUUUCAUCACAACGUGAGCAUCGUUGAUGGGGUUUUUGCUUACGAGGCGAGUGUAGGAUAUGCCCCUGAGAAGAUCGAGUAUGGCAUCAACCGCUACACCAACGAGACUCGCCGCCUCUACUCCGUCUUGAACACCCACCUGGCCAAGUCCACCUCUGGCUUCCUCGUCGGCGACCGCGUCACCAUUGCCGACAUUGCCUCUUGGGGAUGGGUUUCUUCUCACACCUGGGCUGGCGUCUCGCUGGACGAGUUCCCUGCCCUAGACAAGUGGCUGCACACGCUUCUCGAGCGGCCCGGUUUCGAAAAGGGUCGACAUGUGCCCACGCGGCACGUUGCGUUUGAUCUGGCCAAGCUGAGUGCUGAGGAGUUGGAGAAGAGGGCGGAGGGGACGAGGAAGUGGGUGCAGAGCGGGAUGCAGGCCGAUGCGAAGAAAUGA
Messenger RNA from Trichoderma aggressivum f. europaeum, 864 nucleotides. RefSeq lists its product as uncharacterized. NCBI's taxonomy places the organism in Eukaryota, Fungi, Ascomycota, Sordariomycetes, Hypocreales, Hypocreaceae. The transcript has 4 exons. The coding region runs from base 1 to 864 and encodes 287 amino acids. The record is from RefSeq and is a predicted model, not a curated record.